Messenger RNA from Melampsora larici-populina 98AG31, 228 nucleotides. RefSeq lists its product as uncharacterized. Lineage: Eukaryota; Fungi; Basidiomycota; Pucciniomycetes; Pucciniales; Melampsoraceae. The record is from RefSeq and is a predicted model, not a curated record. The transcript has a single exon. Bases 1 to 228 code for a protein of 75 amino acids.
AUGGCUAGAUUAGCCAAAGAAAAGGAGCAAGCAGAAGAAUGUCAAAGAAGGGCGGAGUCUCGCGUACCGAAGUCAAAAGAACAAGACAAGGAUUGGGUGGUAGACAGGAACCAGGAAGACCUUCAGGAAGAGCAAGAUAGCAAUGUGGAUGCGGAUGGGGAAACUGAUUUGGACACAGCUGAUGUGAAACCUGCGGAAGUCAAGAGGAAAGAGUUGGAAAAGAUGUAG